AGGCUAGCUGCAACUGUACCGUCACUAGCCUGCGCCAUUGGUGUUUUACAGGAAUGGCUGUCAACAAAGAGUAUUUACCAGUGGCCGAUUUCUACGCGGGCAGGUCUGUGUUCCUGACGGGAGUCAGUGGAUUUCUCGGGAAGGUAAUAUUGGAGAAGUUAUUGUACAGCUGUAAACACAUAGACAAUGUAUACGUAAUGAUACGGGAAAAGAAAGGUGUAAGCGCCGAAGAAAGAUUCCGAGAUAUUAUUAAUCUACCCGUAUUCACAAGAUUAAAAGAAGAAAGACCGGAAGACCUAAAUAAAAUUAUACCCGUAACUGGCGAUCUAUUGGCACCUAAUUUGGGGAUUGAGAAAUCUGUACAAGAAUCAUUCGUGAACAAGGUAUCAGUUGUGUUACAUUCAGCAGCGACAAUCAAAUACAAUCAGCAAUUAGACGAAGCUUUGAACAACAACUUGGAAGGGACAAGGCGAGUACUGGAACUCUGUCAAAGAAUGCCUCGAAUAAGAUCCUUCGUCCACGUUUCGACGGCGUAUUCAAAUAUGGAUAGAGAAGUGAUCGACGAGGUCGUUUACCCCGCGCCAGCAGCUCUCAGAGAUGUCUACACGUCCAUCAAACGGCACGGAGUUACUGACGAGAAAGUUAUCAAGAAAAUACUCAAUGACGCUUACCCAAUGCUAUUAUUCUCGCAAAAUAAAUGGAUUGUAAUAUUGGAGAAGUUAUUGUACAGCUGUAAACACAUAGACAAUGUAUACGUAAUGAUACGGGAAAAGAAAGGUGUAAGCGCCGAAGAAAGAUUCCGAGAUAUUAUUAAUCUACCCGUAUUCACAAGAUUAAAAGAAGAAAGACCGGAAGACCUAAAUAAAAUUAUACCCGUAACUGGCGAUCUAUUGGCACCUAAUUUGGGGAUUGAGAAAUCUGUAGAAGAAUCAUUCGUGAACAAGGUAUCAGUUGUGUUACAUUCAGCAGCGACAAUCAAAUACAAUCAGCAAUUAGACGAAGCUUUGAACAACAACUUGGAAGGGACAAGGCGAGUACUGGAACUCUGUCAAAGAAUGCCUCGAAUAAGAUCCUUCGUCCACGUUUCGACGGCGUAUUCAAAUAUGGAUAGAGAAGUGAUCGACGAGGUCGUUUACCCCGCGCCAGCAGCUCUCAGAGAUGUCUACACGUCCAUCAAACGGCACGGAGUUACUGACGAGAAAGUUAUCAAGAAAAUACUCAAUGGGAAACCCAACACGUAUGUGUUUUCUAAAGCCCUAGCCGAGAAUAUGCUAGUGGACCAACAUGGUGACAUACCAACCACCAUAGUCAGACCUUCCACAGUGGCCGCAGCGAUGAGGGACCCGCUGCCUGGCUGGGUGGACAACUGGUUCGCAGCCACUGGCAUCUUCCACGUCACCGGGAGUGGCAACAACAGAGUUAUCUUCGGACGCAAGUCUAACGUCUUGGACAUCAUUCCAGUUGAUUAUGUUUCCAAUCUCAUUAUUGUGGCCGCUGCUAGGAAGACACAGUCUAAAGAUAUCCCCGUAUUUAAUUGCUGUAGCAGUUCUUGUAAUCCAAUUAAUUUUGGUCAACUAUUUACGUAUGUAAAGGGCUACUACGUCACCAAUAAAUACUAUGACGCUUACCCAAUGCUAUUAUUCUCGCAAAAUAAAUGGAUUGUGAGCUUUUUUACUUUCUUAUUACAAAUGUUGCCCGCUAAGAUGGCUGACGUGUAUUUAAGAACGAAGGGACAGAAACCAAGGUAUGCAAAAUUGCAAUCAAAAGUCAUCCAGAUCCGGGAUCUUCAUAAACGUUUUUCAAAUGGUUCAUGGGUUAUCAAAAGCGACGGUACGAGGUCUCUGUACUCCUCUUUGAGUCCUGCGGACAAACAGAAUUUCCCAUUCGAUCCGACGCUCAUCGACUGGCAUAAAUUCUCCACAACAUAUUGUCAUGGUAUUCGAAGAUUUUUGUUGAGAAAAUAAAAAAUAAUGGCAUUUAA
Messenger RNA from Manduca sexta (tobacco hornworm), 1981 nucleotides. Its product is annotated as fatty acyl-CoA reductase 1-like. Bases 54 to 1964 code for a protein of 636 amino acids. Gene Ontology annotation, cellular component: peroxisome. Gene Ontology annotation, molecular function: alcohol-forming very long-chain fatty acyl-CoA reductase (NADP+) activity. The record is from RefSeq and is a predicted model, not a curated record. The transcript is spliced from 16 exons. Gene Ontology annotation, biological process: long-chain fatty-acyl-CoA metabolic process. NCBI's taxonomy places the organism in Eukaryota, Metazoa, Arthropoda, Insecta, Lepidoptera, Sphingidae.